AUGCAGUCUGUAGAGGCCAGCUUGAAAACCCUGCUGGCCACAUUACCACACCCCGCAGACAAGCCGGCUCUCGACCCUCUUGUCACGGAGGCGCUGUCUCGCGCGAAGGCGAGUUCGUCUGCCGAGAUCCGUAGAAAUCAAUGGGAGUACGCGUUGAAAAGAGAGAUAUUCGCGCUCGCCGCGACAGAAGGCCAGGCCCUGAAGGAUUCCAAUACGCGCUAUUACGAACAAUUGUGCGACAGACUCGAUCUCUGCCUCGUCUUCUCUGAACACGAUGUUUGCGACAAAGCCUUUCCUUUCACAGUCCUCUUCGACCUCCUCGAGACCCAAACAAUCGACUCAUGCUCACACAUAUUCAGCUGGAUUGAGCUGCGCGCAGACCGACUCACCGAGGGCAUGGUCCCGCAGAAGGGCAAGGCCCUCGUGCUUCUGCGCACGCUCAAUGACCUGCUACGGCGACUCUCCAAGAUUGGCAACACGACGAUGUUCUGCGGCAGAAUACUGACAUUCAUGAGUCAAGUGUUCCCGCUCGGCGAACGGAGCGGUGUCAAUCUACGGGGAGAAUAUGGCCCAGUCUGGGAUGCCCCCGGCGGAAAGAAGGAGGGAAGUGCGGCGAAUGCGGAGGAGCAGGUCUCAAUGAAGAAGGAGGCAGCGGAGGAGGAGGACAAGAUGCAGGUUGAUGAAUCCAAGGCGGAGUCGAACAAGCAGGAGGAGUUCUACAACACAUUCUGGUCUCUUCAGCUCCCAUUCUCCCGACCUCCGCUUUUUGCUGAGCCAGACGCAUUCGCUCGGUUCAAGGAGGGUGUGAACAAGGCCCUGCCUGUCAUCAAGGAGGCCACCGCGAAGGAGCGUGCUCUGAUGGGCAGCAAGACAAGCGCUGGUCAACCUUCGUCGUUGAAGCGCAAACGUGAAUCCGAGGGCGUAGAGGAUAAUGCAGGUGGCGAGUACUUCUUCGCCAAGUAUCUUACCAGUCCGGAUCUGCUCGAGCUCGAGAUCGCAGAUACCCAUUUCCGGCGACAGUUCCUCUUUCAGCUGCUCAUCCUCCUCAAUCACCUCCUCACUUUCACGAAGGCCGUCAAAACGACUUGGGCGACACCACGGAAUCGUUCCCUCCAAAUGGACUUCACCCUUGACGCGACCGACGCGCAAUGGGUCCAGGAGACAGUGACCAAAGCGACGGAGGAGCUCCGGCAGACGACGCCGAAUGGACGCUCAUUCGCCGAGACCGUCCAUGUUAUCCUGGAGCGCGAGAAGAACUGGGUGCGCUGGAAGAACGAGUUGUGUGCUCCGUUCGACAAGGGGCCGUGGUCGGAGGAGAUCGAGGUCGACGGGCAGAAGAGGAAGGUCGGGUUGGAGGAAGCAACACGGGAGGUGCGCAUGAAGAUGCGUAUGGAUCCAGAACCAUGGCCGCACAAGCUGGGCUCGGCGCCGCUGACGGAGAUAUGGGAGAUGGGUUACCGAGACUUGACGGACCUGCAGCGGCCGUUCUCGCCCGGAGGGCCGCGCGACUUCCUGAAGAAGAUCAUGCAGGAAGAUGCGAGGAUAGAGAUGAGGAGGAAGCAGCUGCAGAAGCAAGCGGACCGGGUCGCGCAGGCGCGAGCAAAGGCAGCAGCAGCGGCUGCUGCUAAAGAACAACCAAAGGAGUCUGCCCCGCCUGCAGAAACAGCACCUCCGCCCGCUCCUGCGCGUCUGCCGUCGUCCACCUCCACGCCCUUGCAUCCAUCGCUGCCAGCUAAGCCGGGGACAGUGCCGCCGACGUCCGUGUCUGCGGAUAACGUGGCGCAAAGCUCGUCGCCGGCGCGUGUUCCGACCCCUGUGCAACCUGCUGCUGCCUCACCUGCCCCUGUACCAACUCCUGCGCCCCCUCCGCCAGAACCGGCGCCGAUCAAGGAUCAACUCGUAUCACAAUACGAAGAGAACAAACAACGAUGGGCAUGGCUCGGCUUCCGUGCAGGACGAGAGCUUCACUCAUCGUUCUUUGAUGUCGACCCGCUGGUCAAGUUCGAAGAAUAUGUGAAAGUUAUCGAAAUACCAGGGGACCACCCUACACGCAGAUUCGUAACGGUCUCGACGAACGCAAAUGCUAGCAUAGGCAUCGCCGAGAUGCAGGAUGGCGCGACGAGCGCUGGGCCCCCGGAGGCCAGGGAGGAUAAACCGAAUGGCAGUCGGGUCCUGGUCACCGGUGGUGCGGGCUACAUCGCCUCACAUGUAGUCUAUGCCCUGCAGGAGACUCGCCGAUACAAGGUUGUCUCGAUCGACAACCACCACAACUCCACCCCCAAGGCUCUCGUCCGCGUCGCUGAGCUUGCGCGCAGCAACCUCCCCGCAGAUGCCUCCGAGAAGGACAAGGACAGCGCGGAGAUCGAGGCGUACUCUGCGGACCUCACCAAGCCCGAGGAGGUGCGCGCAGUGUUCGAGAAGUACGGCAAGGGCGGGAUCUGGGGUGUCGUUCACAUCGCGGCCUACAAGGCUGUCGGUGAAUCGACGCAGAUCCCCCUGACAUAUUAUGCCAACAACGUCGGCGCAACCGUCACUCUGCUCCAGAUCGCCAACGAGUUCGACUGCACUCGGUUCGUGUACUCCUCCAGUGCUACCGUCUACGGCAUUCCCCCGGUCAUCCCCAUCCCGGAGACGACCCGCCUACAGGCACAAAGCCCAUACGGGAAGACCAAGGUCAUGAGCGAGACCAUCAUCGAGGACCUGUGCAGUGCCGAGCCAUCUAAGUGGCAAGCACUCUCCCUCCGUUACUUCAACCCUGCCGGCGCGCACCCAUCUGGCCUGAUUGGUGAGGACCCAAGAGGUCGCCCGGGCAACCUCCUGCCCCUGCUCGCCCAGAUGGCCGUAGGGCGCAUCAAGGACAAGCUCCAGGUAUUCGGCAACGACUACCCCACGCCCGACGGCACCUGCGUGCGCGACUACCUGCACGUCCUCGACCUCGCCAAGGGUCACCUGCUUGCGCUCGACGCCCUCGCGCCCGGCUCGACGGUGUUCGACAACCGCCCGGCGGAGGCGCGCUACAAGGCUUACAACCUCGGCAAGGGCAAGGGCUUGAGCGUGCUGCAGAUCGUGGAGGCAAUGAAGAAGGCAACUGGGUUCGAAUACGAGUACGACAUCGUUGGUCGCAGGAAGGGCGACGUGCCGGACCUUACGGCGGACCCGACCCUUGCUGAGAAGGAACUUGGGUUCACUGCCCCGCAGACCCUCGAGACCAUGUGCCGCGAUUUGUGGAACUGGCAGACGAAGAACCCCAACGGCUACGAUGGCCAGUAG
Messenger RNA from Rhodofomes roseus, 3270 nucleotides. RefSeq names its product UDP-glucose 4-epimerase. NCBI's taxonomy places the organism in Eukaryota, Fungi, Basidiomycota, Agaricomycetes, Polyporales, Fomitopsidaceae. Gene Ontology annotation, molecular function: UDP-glucose 4-epimerase activity. Bases 1 to 3270 code for a protein of 1089 amino acids. Gene Ontology annotation, cellular component: cytosol. The transcript is spliced from 12 exons. Gene Ontology annotation, biological process: beta-D-galactose catabolic process via UDP-galactose, Leloir pathway. The record is from RefSeq and is a predicted model, not a curated record.